This is a messenger RNA of Seriola aureovittata, 6631 nucleotides long. RefSeq names its product extracellular leucine-rich repeat and fibronectin type III domain containing 1a (gene elfn1a). The coding region runs from base 1222 to 3594 and encodes 790 amino acids. NCBI's taxonomy places the organism in Eukaryota, Metazoa, Chordata, Actinopteri, Carangiformes, Carangidae. The record is from RefSeq and is a predicted model, not a curated record. Gene Ontology annotation, molecular function: protein binding. The transcript is spliced from 3 exons. Gene Ontology annotation, cellular component: plasma membrane.
GUUUGCUCAUAGAGAAGCUGCUCAAGCCCCAAAGCCCCAUGUAUGUGACGUCGCUGACACUUCUCAGUCGCACUGUCUUCAUUAACGUGACAAUAUUUUGCCUUUGUUGUUGUUGUUGUUUUUUUGUUUUUUUCUUCUCUACGAGACACUGACGACCAUGCGUUUUUCACUUCAGCCGCUGGAGUUGGCAUAAACCCUCCCGGCAUCCGUGUUGAACCCGCCACCAUUUAUAGCCUCGCGGUGACAAACAAUCUUAUUAUGAGAUUUAAACUUUGCCUCGGCUAGACAGGAGGAUCAACAUGCGCUCCUCUCGCACUUACUCCCCACAGCUUCCCCAACUGAUACAGUAGAUACCUACCUACCUGCCUACCUACCUACCUAACCUACCCGCCUCCUUUGACUGUGGUUAAACGCCGGUGUCAGCUCUCGGUGUAAUAGAAAAAGCCAAGCAGGGCUCCGGGUCUGUUCAGCAUACAUAAAGGCGAGCGCUGAGAGGAGCUCAGCCCUGAAUUAAAUCACUCACCGCUAAAUGGAUCUUUGAGACUCUAUCUCGACGCAGUCAGCCGCCGCUUUGUGCGCCUUCAAACCGAAAACAGAAAACUGGGAUUCUUUUUAUUUCUACUAUUAUUAUUAUUACUUUUUUUUUUUUUUUUGACAAUCUGACAGAAAAAAAUCUCCCGUCUCUUUGAAAAUGUCUCGUGUUCGUGGUGACAUACAGUAAGCUGCCAGCUUUGUAUCGGGAAGAGGCUCUUGCUCCGCGAUCGUCAAGCAGAGUUCGAGAGGAGAAAUCAGUGAACAUCUUGCACAGCUGGAGGACACCAGGGAUGCUCUCUCACACUGAGGACUUCAACCCAGAGUACAGAGGUUAUUCCUCCGUGCACAUGAGAGAGACAGAGGAAGGAAGACAGUGGCAGGAACAAUAUGAUGAGACCAUUUAAUGAUGGUAACCUCUAAGGAGAAAAGCACAAGCCAACCUGAGGUGGUGAAAUCUCUUUCAAACCACACGGCCAUAAGUUCACUGCAGGCAAACCUCAAUGAAAGAAACUCAGUAUAAAGGCAAAUACUCAACAUCUUUCUGAGUUGUACAUGGGGAUAGAACCAUCCAUCAAUGAAGAGGACACAAAUAAAGGGAUUGUUUCUGGCCCUGAGAACAACAGGAUCAUCUAAGCUGUACUGAAACAACAGCAGUACCACCCUCUUCUCAUUUUUUUGGCCCUGCACAUGACUCUCAGAGAAGCACCAAUGGCCUGCAGCUUAGGCAUGGUGAUGAGUGCCUUGUUUUGGUCUGUAGCCAUUGUAUAUUUGACUCACAUUGGCAGAGUCAGUGGAGACUGCUGGUUAAUUGAGGGUGAAAAGGGCUUUGUAUGGCUUGCAAUUUGUAGCCAAAACCAACCACCUUAUGAGGCCAUCCCACAGCAUAUCAACAGCACCAUUGUGGACCUUCGUCUGAAUGAAAACAAGAUCAAAAGUAUUCAUUAUUCUGCCCUUAGUCGCUUUGCCAACUUGACCUACCUGAACCUGACAAAGAAUGAAAUCUCCUACAUAGAGGACGGGGCCUUUUCUGCUCAGUUUAACCUACAAGUCCUUCAAAUGGGCUUCAACAAGUUGCGGAACCUGACAGAGGGAAUCCUCAGGGGUUUAGGAAAGCUGCAGUACCUCUACCUCCAGGCAAACCUGAUUGAGACUGUGACACCCAAUGCCUUUUGGGAAUGCCCCAACAUAGAGAACAUUGACCUCUCCAUGAACCGAAUCCAGCAGUUAGAUGGGUCCACGUUUACCAGUCUGACUAAGCUGACCACCUGCGAGCUAUACACCAACCCUUUCAACUGCUCAUGUGAAUUACUUGGUUUUGUCAAAUGGCUCUCUGUUUUCCCGAACAGGACGAAUGAGCGGAUGGUUUGCGACUCCCCACCUGGCGUCUCUGGUUAUAGUUUACUGAGCCAGAAUCCUAACAAUCCAACAUAUCGAAAUGCACUUCACAUGCUCACAACGGUUUGUACUGAUGACUAUGUGACGCCAUUUAUUGCUGUGCCUACUGAGUCUACAACACCUCCACCUGACUCAACACUUUGUGGGCUGGAAGACUGCCCCUCAGGCACAGAACCAGAUGACAUUACCAUCAGUACAACCUACAGCAGUGGGGAGGUAACCCCUCUGAUGAAAGUGAAGCAAGUAACCAAUACGGGGGCCACCAUCACAGUUCAGAUUCCUCAUCCUUACAAGAAGAUGUACAUCCUGGUUCUCUACAACAACAGCUUCUUCACAGAUAUUCAAAAUCUGAAAGACAUAAAGGAGGAUAUUGAACUAAAAAACCUUAAACCCCACACUAACUACACAUACUGUGUCGCUUCAAUACGCAACUCUCUUAGACACAACCACACUUGUCUGACAGUCACUACCGGCCCUCGGAUUGAAAAGGACAUAGCAGUAAACAAUGCAACUGCUACUCAUUACAUUAUGACAAUUUUAGGCUGCCUCUUUAGCAUGGUCAUUUUUCUUGGGGUGGUCUACUACUGCUUGCGAAGAAAGCGUCAGCAAGAUGAAAAGCACAAAAAAUCAGGAAGCCUAAAGAAAAAUAUAAUGGAGCUCAAAUACGGACAAGAACUGGAAGGAGGAACUAUUUCUCGAAUGUCACAGAAGCAGUUGUUGGCUGGAGAGAGCAUGGCACGUAUGCCAUACUUACCAUCUGCUGCUGAAAUGGAGCAGUACAAAUUUCAAGAGAUAAGUGAUACUCCUAAAAUGAUGAAAGGAAAUUACAUGGAUGUGCGAAGUGUGGACCACCACGAACGCAGGGAGUGUGACAUGGGAAUGGCUGGGAAUAGCCAGGGGUCAGUGGCGGAGAUUUCCACCAUUGCAAAAGAGGUGGAUAAAGUCAAUCAGAUUAUUAACAACUGUAUAGAUGCUCUAAAGUCAGAAUCCACCUCUUUUCAAGGGGUGAAAUCUGGUGCAGUGUCCACAGCAGAGCCUCAGCUCGUACUAAUAUCAGAGCACCCACAGAGUAAAUCUGGCCUUCUGUCCCCAGUGUACAAGGACAGCUACCAUCAUUCUCUGCAGAGGCAUCGGUCGUCUGAUGUCUCACCAAAGAGGCCCAGCACUGCCACUGGAGGGCCCAUGCGAAGCCCCAGGCCUUAUCGCUCUGAAUCCAAGUACAUAGAGAAAACCUCCCCAACAGGAGAGACCAUCCUCACUGUAACACCUGCUGCCACCAUCCUGAGGGCUGAGGCAGAGAAGAUCCGUCAGUACAGUGACCACCGGCACUCGUACCCUGAUGCUCAGAUAGAAGAGCUUGAAGGCCCCGAGAGCCACAAGUCCUCAAUGUUGGAGCCUCUUACUCACUCCCGCUCCAGAGACUUAGCAUAUUCCCAGCUGUCCUCUCAGUAUCACAAUCUAAGCUACUCCUCCAGUCCCGAGUACUACUGCAAACCUUCACACAGCAUCUGGGAGCGGUUCAAACUCCACCGGAAACGGCACAAAGACGAGGAGUACAUGGCUGCAGGGCAUGCACUGCGUAAGAAAGUCCAGUUUGCAAAGGAUGAGGACCUGCAUGAUAUUUUAGACUACUGGAAAGGUGUUUCAGCCCAACAUAAAUCAUAACCUCUUUAGGUGUUUUUAAAAUGGACCACACAUUGCAUAAAUGACACAAGAACCUCAUCUGACAAUUGAAUCAAUGGAAACUUCCAUAUUAUAAUCAACUACUCACUCACGUGUAAAAAAUUCUCUUUUGACUGUGAGGAAAAUGGGGUAAACAUUCUUUAAAUUUGUCAUAUUAUGUAAAGCAUCCAACGGGAAAACUUUUAUCUAUUAAAGAGAAAAUAUAUUGCAAAUUAAUAAUAUAUAUGUUACAAUGGAUUAUAGGUUUUUGGGUAUCGCAUGGCCAAGUCCUGUGACAGUGGAUUUGCUGUUGUGUAAUAUGAAACUACUAUAUGAAGAUAUGUCUAAUGAAACCUCAAUAUUUUUUGACGAACUAUCUGGACAUUUCAUUCAAAAUGAACUUUCUUUUCCUUCCCUUCCUGCAUUUGUUUAAUUCAACAAAACUAUGUACAGAUAUGGGUUUCUAUAUUUGCAAUGUUUGAUGUGUAAAUGGAACCGUACUAGUGGAUGAAUCAGGUUUAUCAAAUGGAGCGCUGUUUGUUUAGAUUAUCUUGUUGCUAAAGAACAGCAUGUCCCACUUUAAACCUGUCAGAAUAUUUGUCUUUUUAACCAUCAUCGCCUGUUCUUCUUUUCUUUUUUCUUAUUCUUAUCUUUCUUAAAGCUUUUACAUCCAUUUUACGAGAUACAGAUGGAUUCAGUUUUAAAGUCCCCUAAAUCACACAAUGUAGUUUUCACUGGAUGGCUGCUGAUAGACUUCAUGCAGGCAAGAUGCAGUAUCAUCACAUGCUGUAAUGAAGCUCAUCAGUUUCAUGAGCCAUCAUUUCUAUCUUUAGUACCAAAGUAGAAAAAGCUGAAACGUUUACAAUAUUUCUGCACAGUCUGGAAAUCGUAUGAACAUACAGCAGUAGGUCCAUGUUGACCUCUUCUCUUUUUUCUAUUGUAUCAGUUACUCCUUUAAAGGUGGAAACAUUGGGAAACCGUAACAUCCAUACACACAAUAUGGUAUUGAAAGCCUAUUAUUAAUCACUAACACUUCAAAAGGGAGGACAGCUGUUCUUUGUCACCUGUUGUUUAGGUACACAGGGAGCUGUUCAUCCCUACAGGAGAGCCCGAUGGAUGAAUGUAACAGAUACAUAUUCUGAUCUGUCUAUGGCAGCUUUUAUGUAUAUUUUCACGGAAAUAUUUAUUUAAUGCUAUUACUGGCUGUGUUUUUUUUUUCUUUUGCUUUAAUAUUUCUUCCAGUGUAUUAUACUGCAUAAUGUUUGAUCUGAUAAACACGGAAAAAUAGUCUGUUAUUCGGCUGGGCCUUGUUGCUUGCUGAGAGGUUUCAUUUUAUUUUUAACUGCUAGGCUGUUCAAUCUUUUUGUAUAUUAUGAAAGCUACAUACCAGACGAAUAUCAACAUGCUAGAGUAAAAUUUGAGAAUGUGAAACUGAAUCCUCUGACUUACUGGCUGUGAAUUUGUAUAUCAUGAAAUUUUUUGAGUAAAUAUAAGACUUUACCGCUUUUUCUUUGUAAGUUGUUUUACAUAACUUAUUCCGAGCAGGCUCAUGAUGAUUCAUUGCAGAUUUAUGAAUGAGCAAUAAAUAUGCUUUCAAUUUUCCUACUCAUUUGUUUGGAUAUAACACUAAAUGUGUUGUCAGUGUAGGAUGUGGCUUUAUCUAAAAGCAGAGAACAGCUCUUUGAGGUCAAGCAGUUAAAUUUCACACCAGUCAUUUUUCGAGGGCUGUCUGAAUUUAAGGAAACAAAGAGUACUAUUUCCCAAGCAGCAGCAGGUGUUCUUUAUAUUUUAAAUUUUCUGCUCUCAUUAGUUUCCAUGCAAGUCUAGUGCAAAUUUUAACAGAAUAACCAAAAAAACUCCCAAAAAAAUAGCUGUUUAGUGCAUCUAGGAGUUGGCCUCAUUGAGAUCAACAGUUGAUGGUGCUACUUUUUCUAAUAUUUAGGCUUCAAGUUCUUUUAUGCACAUGAACACAAGUGCUUGGAAACUCACUUACUGUGGUCCUCGUUUCAUAAAUUCGAACAAAACUAAUUAGUAGUUUAUUAUGUUGGACAGCCGUAAUACAACUUUGCCCGGAAUCUGUGGUGCUUUAAACAAAAGAAAUCACCAGAUUACAGAUGACCAUCGACUUUUUGGAGCACAAACAUCUUUUGUGUUUUCCUCUUUAACACCAGGCAAAACGUUCUUUAUUGCUUUGAUUUUUUCUUGCACUUGUCCAAAGAUACUGUUUGUCAGAUCAUCUCACCUGCUCCUCUGUUUCUGCUUAACUUCCAUCUUGGUAAAUAAAUAUUUAAACAAUUCCGUAUCAAUGAAUGAAAAAGCAUUAAAGCAGGACAGACUUAUACUACAAUGUAUGUGUGGUGAGUUGAGAUAGAAGAGCUGACCCGAGGGAAUGGAUUUGUCUAGUGACACAUUUUUCAUCAACUCCUUCUUUUUUUUUUUUGUUCCAUUAGACAUUGAGUAUGUAAGUAUUACUGCAGGCAUCUGUUGGCCCAUUUAUAUUUUUCUGUGUGGUAACGCUGCGUCCAUUUCUUGUAAGCAUGUCAUGACACUGUUAUUAUUCAUUAAUGUGAAAUGAAGCAUUCAUGAGCCUGAUGCGAAUGUGUUAUGUAAGCACCUUGUAAAGUGUUAACUUGGUUGUCUGACUUAAUAUUUCAACCGCCUUAAGAUUUUGGGAUAUGUGUACAAGUGUAAAUUUCCUUUUUGUUUUAUUUCAAUGUUGAUACUGUUGAUGAGUCUCCAUUUGUUGUUCUUUUUAUAAAAGCAUUUCAGUAUCUUCUGAGAGCUGUCAGGUUUCUAGUUCAUUUAGCUAUUUAGCAACAUGUUUUUAUACUUGCAUAUUGUAGCACUUAUGUGUCUAAUACAAGUUUAAAGUGUUGAGAAAACCUUUAGAAAGAUCAACAGUUGUUGUUCAAGUGCAUCAAAACAAACAAGAGCACAAAAAUGUGUUGUUUUUUUUUUUUUUGUAUUUUAUUUCUUAAUACUAUAUUAUCUGCUUUCAGACAAAGUACUGUGAAAUAAAGUUAAGGGUGCACAUACAGUA